CAUUAUUUCUUUAUUUUCUAUUUUCUAUUUUCGUAUAUCCUUAUCCUUAUCGUUGAUUCUAUUUACUUUUUUAAUUUCAUUUCGUCAUUAUUGGUCUUAUGUGCGCUUAGUCUGCAAGCAUUCAUGGAUAUUGACGCCGCCAGAAUUAUCGUCAACCCAACCUGAUUCCCUUAGUUCCUUAUUUCAUUGACACCUCCUCUCAAGGCACGAUACUUUGAAAACUUACAUUUAACAUUUAUCGUCGGAUUGCAACUAAUACCAAAAGUAGUCGGUGCACGCAUGCAGCUUUUAUAUCUUUUCUACUACAUGCGCAGUAUUGUUUCCAUAACGUACUAAGAAGGAGAAAAGUUCACGGCGGAAUAUUUUUUUCUCGUCGCAAUCUUAUUAUUAUCGAAGCCCCGGAUUUCUGCACAUCUCGUCGAAUCCACCCCUGGUCUGCUGUCCGCUCAUGGCCUCGGCCACAACCGCCAUCUCGCACCAUCAUCACAUCCAAAAUCCACAUACGACCACUAUCAUCUCCGAUCAAUCCAAUUCUUCUCUUCAGCCACCGCCGAACUUACAGCGCCAAUCCAGCUCUUCCGCAUUGAUAUCAUCCUCCCAAUUCCCCCCUUCAUCCCUUGAUAACAAUAGCGGCGGCGUAGGCGCUGCCUCCGACAGCGUCAAAAUGUCGCAAUCACAACCCUCGUCGCAACAGUCUUUUACUACAAUGAGCCAACCAAGUCAACCUUAUAGACAAUUCUCCGACUCAAAUAUGAGGUUAGGCAAUGGGCAUGCGCACGAUCAUGAAGCGCCCCAGAUCUACUCGGCUGUCUAUUCUGGCACUGAUGUAUACGAGAUGGAGGUUAACGGGGUCGCCGUCAUGCGCCGACGUGAAGAUAGCUGGUUGAACGCAACGCAAAUUCUCAAGGUAGCUAAUAUCGAUAAGGGCAAGAGGACAAAAAUACUUGAGAAGGAAAUACAGACGGGCGAACAUGAGAAGGUGCAGGGCGGCUACGGAAAAUACCAAGGCACAUGGAUUAAGUUCGAGCGAGGUGUUGAGGUGUGCCGCCAAUAUGGUGUUGAACAACUACUUCACCCUCUCCUAACAUACGAUAUGGGCCAAGACGGAGGCAUUGCUGGUAGAGGUGACUUUAACACUCCUACUAAGGAGCAAGCUAUGGCUGCCCAGCGCAAGAGGAUGUACAGCGCAAGCCAAGAAGGGCGUGUUAAUGGGCUAUCUGGGACCUUCUUCAAGAAUAUCUCGAGCACGGCAUCUAAUGCGGUCGCUGCGAUUAGCAAAGCUCGCUUCGAUUCCCCUGGCCCAAGAGGUCGUAACGGUCCGACGAGGCCCCCUAGUUUUAGCCGCCAGUCCUCGAUGCAAAAUGUCGACGAAUAUCCUGGAAAUUCACAACAGAGCUUCACCUCCGAGCAUGGCCAAAAUGUUGAUUCAGCAUAUUCUACACAGAAUACCCAGAUCUUUAAUGGCGAGGAGCCGCCGCGGAAGCGACAAAGAGUCGUUACACCGGCAGAUAGUUUUGGGUACAAUUCUCAGUCCAUGGAGAUGUAUGCCAAUGCCUUUCCUGGUUCGCCGACUGAACUCAACGACUCCUUCGCCUACCCCCAAGCAGGUGUCGACGUCCACGAAAACGAUGUUGUUCCUCUCCCCCCUUUACCUUUUGAGAUGUCUCCUGAGGCAGACCAAAAACGUAGGUUAUUAAUGGGGCUCUUCCUGGAUCCUAACGCCAAUAUCUCGGAUUACUCGCAGAAUGAAGCUUUACAGACGCUGUCACCCUUGGAUCUGGAUUCUCCAAUUGAUGCGUCAAGCCAUACUGCCCUUCACUGGGCUGCUACGUUGGCCAGGAUGCCUCUCUUACGAGCGCUGAUAUCAGCUGGGGCGAAUCCUUAUCGCGUCGACGCAUCGGGCGAAACGGCGUUGAUGGGAGCUUCAGCGGUAACGAACAACUCCGAUCAAGUGUCAUUCCCCGAAUUGCUCGAUAUCUUAGGUAACACCAUCGACGUUAGAGAUAACAAGGGCCGCACGGUUCUACAUCACAUUGCUCUCGCGAGUGCUGUAAAGGGUAGGAGCCAUUCCAGCAGAUACUAUCUCGAGAGCCUUCUCGAGUGGGUUGUGAGACAAGGGAGCGCCCCAAGUAGUCAAAACACAGCGGCCAACGGUAUCUCAAGCCAGCCGAAGAUGAAUAUUGGGCGAUUCAUGAGCGAGAUCGUCAAUGCUCAAGACAAGUCAGGGGACACCGCUCUGAAUAUCGCAGCCCGAAUCGGAAACAGGAGCAUCAUCUCACAGCUACUCGAGGUGGGCGCUGAUCCUGGAAUCGCGAAUAAGGCAGGUUUGAGACCCGUCGAUUUCGGCGUGGGUGAGGGUGUUGACGAGGAUGGAACAAAUGGCGAUCUCAUGGCAACUGAUAAGACCAACCUUAUGAGCAACUCCCAAAAGACCCGAGAGAGCGCUGCUGACAUUAUUACUUCUAUCACUCAUCUCUUGAAUGAGACCUCUACUAGUUUUCAAUCCGAGUUGAAAAAGAAGCAACAAGACAUUGAUUCUCUUCAUGCCUCCUUAAGGACUACAUCUACCCAGUUAGGCGAUGCACGUCGUCAGCUGGAGACGUUAACGACAGCUUUCAAAUCGCAAUCUCUUACGCGCCAAAAGAUAAACAAUCUCAACCGAGGCCGCGAUGAAGAACAAAAGCGCAUGCAACGUCUCGAACAAAGUUACGGGCGAUUAGACACGAGCAGAGCGUGGGAAUCGGAGCUCAGCGCCGCAUUGAAUCCUGCGGAAGGAGACGGACCAAACGCGGCCUUAUUACCCAGUUCCACAGUCCUUCGCGCGCGCAUUCAAGCACUUCGAGGUAGGACCGAUGCUAUGAAGCAGAGCGUAGGCACUCUUAAGGGCCGUAGUAAGGACGUGGAGGUCAAAUAUCGACGAGUGGUCGCGUUAUGUACCAACGUGCCGGAAAGUGAGGUUGAUAUUGUCAUAGACGGCUUAUUACGUGCCGUGGAGAGCGAGAAGGGAGAACUUGAUUCUGGUCGUAUACGAAGAUUCCUCGGCGGCGUUGACGGUGUGCAGUAAUGAGUUCGUACAGGACAAUGGUUUUGGGGGCGUACUGGGGGGAUUACCAGGCAGGUCUCUCACGACUUGAGGGCGGCAUCGGUGGGCUUUGCAUUUUGUCUAUGUUAGAUUUUGAGACCCAAUGCGUAUUCCAGGGGGGGUAUCAUGACUUUACGUCCAGCAUCAUCUACGACCGGCUGUAUAUAGGCAAACCCUACAUUUUGCGGGAAACAGGAAGCCAUGGCUUCGCAGUUGUAUAUGAUGAACUUGUUGUGUUGCGGAACCUCUGUUACUUGGUGGUCAACUUUCUUGUUCGAGCUGCCAAGUU
Molecule: messenger RNA, 3371 nt
Organism: Annulohypoxylon truncatum
Lineage: Eukaryota; Fungi; Ascomycota; Sordariomycetes; Xylariales; Hypoxylaceae
Product: apses-domain-containing protein
Exons: 3
Coding region: 449-3064 (871 amino acids)
Cellular component (GO): SBF transcription complex; MBF transcription complex
Molecular function (GO): protein binding; transcription coactivator activity; DNA binding
Source: RefSeq, a predicted model, not a curated record